AUGAAUACUACCAGAAAAGCAUACCGUUAUUACUCGUCGGAAGUAUCAGAAAAACAGGCUGCCGCAAUUGAGAGAGAAAAAUUCGAGAAUGUUCCAGCCGAGUUGAUUAAAUUCAGCAUAAUAGCGCAUGUUGACCACGGUAAAAGCACGCUCGCUGAUCGCCUCUUAGAAAUCACUGGGACUUUGAAAGCAGAUCCCAGCAAUAAACAGGUGCUAGAUAGGUUACAAGUAGAAAAGGACAGAGGCAUAACUGUGAAAGCACAGUCUGUCUCUAUCUGGCACAAGUCAGGUGAUAAGGAGUAUUUGCUGAAUUUAAUCGACACACCAGGUCAUGUUGACUUUUCUAACGAGGUUUUUCGAUCCUUAUCAGCCUGCCAAGGUGUUCUAUUGUUGGUGGAUGCUAAUCAGGGUGUCCAGGCACAGACAGUAGCUAAUUUCUAUCUGGCGUUUGGCAAAGAUCUUGUCAUUAUUCCAGUCCUCAACAAGAUAGAUCUGAAGAAUGCAGAACCUGAAGUGGUAGCAAAUCAACUGGAAGCUUUAUUUGAUAUCAGUCCAAAUGAUGUACUCAAGAUAUCAGCGAAGACAGGAUUGGGAGUAGGUGAUCUAUUGGAGGCAAUUGUAACGCGUUUACCUUCCCCUCCCACGGACCGAGCAGCCCCGCUACGCGCGCUCAUUUACGAUAGCUGGUUCGACCGCUACAAGGGUGCCAUAGUGGUGGUGUACGUCCAAGAUGGCUGCGUCAAGGUGGGAGAUGAGAUAUGUUCGGCGCACACCAAGAUGGAAUAUACUGUAAAGGCUGUCGGUGUGCUGAGGCCUCACGAACAGGCCACUGGAAAACUAUCAGGUGGCCAGGUGGGUUUCAUCCAGUGCAACAUGCGAAACACAAAGGAGGCUCACAUCGGUGACACUCUGUAUUUGAAGUCACGCCCAGUUAGCAAUGUGGCCGAGCUGACUCCGGCUAAGCCAAUGGUGUUCGCCGGCGUAUUUCCCAUGGACCAAUCACAGCACCCGCUGCUCAGAACUGCCAUUGAUAAGUUGACGCUGAAUGAUCCUGCCGUCAGUGUAGUACAGGAUACUAGUCCGGCUCUAGGCCAGGGAUGGCGACUCGGAUUUCUGGGAUUGCUGCAUAUGGAAGUUUUCAACCAACGCUUGGAACAAGAGCAUAAUGCACAUGCCAUCAUCACGGCUCCCAGUGUCACAUAUAAAUUGAAAAUCAAAGGUAAAAAGAACCAAGAACGUCUGGGAGGUGAGGCUGUGUUCAUAUCGAAUCCAGCACAUUGGCCUGAUCAACAAAUAAUCGAGGAAAUGUCAGAACCAAUCGUAUUGGCCACCAUUAUAACACCAGACGAUUAUCUUGGUAGGAUAAUGAGCCUAUGCAACGAGCGGCGAGGGACGCAGCAGAGUGUGUCCAACAUUGACAACAAGCGAAUAAUGUUGCAAUUUGUUUUUCCACUCAAUGAGAUUAUUGUCAACUUCCACGACCGACUCAAGGCGCUGUCAUCUGGAUUUGCCAGCUUCGAUUAUGAGGACGCUGGUUAUAGUCCUACAAGUCUAGUCAAGAUGAGUAUACUCUUGAAUGGUACAGCCGUAGAUGAACUGUCGAUCAUUGUACAUUAUUCCAAGGUGGAACUAGAAGGCCGAGCUCUAUGUAAAAAACUACUGGAUAUCAUUCCAAGACAAAUGUUUCAGAUAGCAAUCCAAGCUUCAGUUAGUGGAAAGAUUAUCGCCAGGGAGAACCUUAAGGCCUACAGAAAAGAUGUCACUGCUAAAUUGUAUGGAGGAGAUACCACUCGCAGGACAAAGCUGCUGAAACAGCAAGCUGAAGGCAAGAAGAAAAUGAAGAUGAUUGCCAAUAUACAGAUUCCUAGAGAUACAUUUAUUGAAAUUCUGAAGAAAGAAUAAAUAUGUUGUUAUUGUUAGUAAAAAAA
Nilaparvata lugens (brown planthopper) is the source of this 1928-nucleotide messenger RNA. Its product is annotated as translation factor GUF1 homolog, mitochondrial. Gene Ontology annotation, cellular component: mitochondrion. The record is from RefSeq and is a predicted model, not a curated record. Gene Ontology annotation, molecular function: GTPase activity; mitochondrial ribosome binding; GTP binding. Gene Ontology annotation, biological process: positive regulation of translation. NCBI's taxonomy places the organism in Eukaryota, Metazoa, Arthropoda, Insecta, Hemiptera, Delphacidae.